Molecule: messenger RNA, 1560 nt
Organism: Arabidopsis lyrata subsp. lyrata
Lineage: Eukaryota; Viridiplantae; Streptophyta; Magnoliopsida; Brassicales; Brassicaceae
Source: RefSeq, a predicted model, not a curated record
UGACGACACGUGACGACUGGCGAGGUCCUUAAUGAAUCAAACACCAUAUAAAGAGAGCUAACAAUAGGAUAACCAUCCUCUCUUCUCUCCGACUUUCCAUAUUUUCUUUUCUUUUUUCAAUUUUCUAUUUAGAGACAAAAUAAAGAAAACAAAGACUAUUUCUACGAAGUAAACUCAUCUUGUUUUGAUUGUGAUUUCUAGUUACUAAUGCAUCAGACAUGAAGACCAUUCCAUUGAUAUUCAUCGCCACCAUCAUAAUCUUGACAUCAUUUCCAGCUGAUAUCAAAUUCGUCGGUGCCAAAAAAGAGCUACCAUUUUGCGAUGUGGAGCUUCUACCUUGCGUCCUACCUUUUCAAGUUCGCGGUCACGGAAGCAAACAACUGCCUAAUGGCUGUUGUGAGAAAAUGAAAAAGUCAACAUCAUGUAUGUGUAGAUUCCUAGCGGCCAAGGAUCGUAACCUGAACGCAGCUGCUCAUAGAAUAUUCUGGUUUUGCCAAAUUUCCGUCCCUAAUUGUCAAAAAAUCUAGAGAUAUAGGUUAUGGUUUUGUUCUUUAAUUCCGACAAGUUUCCGAGCAGUUUCCGAUGACAUUGGAUUGUCGGAAUUUUCCAUGGUUUCCGACAAAUAUUUCCGACGAAAUUCCGACGAAUUUUUAAUCGUCGGAAAAGUUUUUAUGUUUCCGACGAAUUUCCGACGAAAUAUUAUUUUCUUGGAAGUUUGUCGGAAAUUCCCCGGAAAUCCGUCGGAAUAAUUCUGACUAAAAAUUUCGUCGGAAAUGUUCGUCGGAAAUUGCUAUGUUUUCUUGUAGUGGUAAUGUUCCUCGGGUAUAUUUAAGGGGCAAAUUAUUAUUAUUUACUUUAUCCACCUUUGUAACUAACACAGAAACAUGAUGAAUUUGUGAAAAGAAUAAGUGCCCAAAUUCGAGCUAAAGGAUAAAGUAUAUUUUUCGACGAAACAUAAAAAUAAUAAAUUAUCGACUCCUCAUAUAUUCUUCGACCAUUAAAAUUUGUUCGAGAUUUCUUUCAAAACGCAAAAUAAUUGACUAGAUUGAGAAAUCAAACUUCACAACAAAUGCAAUUUUUUUUACUAAAAUGUUGUUAAAAUUGGGACACGUAUUAGUAUGCUUAUGUCACUUGUGAACAAUGUCCGUUUUUCGUUUUUUUUUUUCUUUGUGGUAAACUAGGAAGUUCCGACCGAAACAUAUACAUCUUCCUAGGUCUGUACUAGCCUUUAAUAUUUUUACUUGUUCCAGCUGCCACCUUUCCAGUCGAGUUAUCGAUCUCUGCUAGUAAUGUAUGUUUCUAAAUUGGCAAGUGAAAACGUCGUGUACAAGUUCGAUCUACAUCACACGUCGUUCUUCGUCAACGCCGGUGAAAAAAAGCAUAAAACACGUCAAAAAGACAAAACCACCUUUGUCUUCUUGCUUUCUUCUCCCUCAACCCACGACGGUCAAUUCAAGACCAAUCUCAAAACCAUCAUGACGACAAGGAUUAGACUUCUCUUCUUUGAUUUCCUUCUCUUUGCCUCACUUUUUCUUAAAGGCAGUGUUCUAAAAUACGGUC